Prunus armeniaca (apricot) is the source of this 231-nucleotide messenger RNA. The record is from the annotation of a GenBank genome assembly. Lineage: Eukaryota; Viridiplantae; Streptophyta; Magnoliopsida; Rosales; Rosaceae.
AUGUCUUAUAGUUUGGAUCGAGUCCGUGGGAAAUGUCUGUCUGAGCUCCUUAACUUAAGCCCCGGAGAUCUUUCUUCCCAGUUUGGCAUGAAGCGAGGUCAUGUUGCCCGUUUUAUGGACAGAACCAGUGCUUGUGCAGAUCACCUACCAAACUCGCAUCCUUCCCUUGCAACAGAAAAAUUAGCUUACUUUCGAAAAAUACUAGCAUUCAAAGGAGUUUUCAAUCUGUAA